This is a messenger RNA of Durusdinium trenchii, 820 nucleotides long. NCBI's taxonomy places the organism in Eukaryota, Dinophyceae, Suessiales, Symbiodiniaceae. The record is from the annotation of a GenBank genome assembly.
GGAAUCCAACCUGAAGCUUUGUAUCGAUGAGAUUGAGAAGCGCGGAUACGCUGUGGAGUGUAUUUUGCUAGAUGCAGAGUGGUUCGGGUUGCCCCAGAGCCGCCGGCGUGUCUACUUUGUUUGCUUGGAUUUGCGAAACCAAGACAUCGCUGUGAGUGCGGCAAGCUUCUUUGAAGAUGUGAAAACGCUGAUUCGCCAGAUGUACUUGGAAGAGAACUUUCUGUUGCCAGAUGAUGACCCAGCCUUAGCAGCACACUUUGAGUUUCUCUCCGACAGAGACGACGUAGCGGACUCUGACGGUGGAUGGACAUCUUUGCAUAUGUCGGUUGCAGAGAAAAGAGGCAUCCCAUGGCCGCUCCAAAUUCCAAAGGCAGUGCAAGCAUCCAAAUGGUUCCCGCUCUUGACGAAGAGGGCUCGGGAGGUGGUGGGAUUUGCUGCCGAUGACAAGUACAGAAUGAAGAAGAAGGUGUCCGUUGCGGAUGUGUACCACUCCGCAAACCGUUACUCAACAGGAACCCGUUCAUUGCCGGUGAUCCUUCCAAGGAGCAUAGCCUGGUCCUUUGCAAAGCAAAGGCCACUCUUGGGAAGGGAGCUGUUGAGAUGCCAGGGACAUUCAUAUGAUCAUGACUUUCUGUCCAGCUUCACGGAAUCCCAGCUUGGGAAUUUGGCUGGCAACGCGUUUGCGGGAAACGUGAUUGUUGCAGUGGUGCUGGCGGUGAUGCGCAGCCUGCGAUACAGCAGCGAGUCAGAGAUGUCUGAAGCAGAGGAUAUUAGACAAACGGUCCAGUCUCUCACAGAGGACCUUCCUUCACGGCCCUAA